AUGAUCGAUAUACCAGCAUCGUUCAUUAUCUCGUCUCGAUUGUCUGUCUUGGAUUCAAAGGACAUACUUCGAGUCAUCCAUCUCGCACAGCAAAAGUGGAAGGAGUCCCAGGUCAAGUCUCGCAUGCAACAUCACAGCACAACACCACUACUCGCAGUGGGUAUCUCAAAUCCGCAAGAACUGUCCACAGUAAUAGCAAAUGAUAUACCCAUCAUCCACAUUGAAAGCGACUGCAAAGCACUGCAAGCAGUUCAGAAGCGAGAGAUACAGCACCAACGACACACGAGCCGAGUGUACAUGACACUGUUAUCCAGUUUGUGGGGAUUCUUGCUGUACCAGCUGAAAUACAACGGCCUCUUUAGACUGAAAAGAGGAGCAGAUGUGGUCGACGUGCGUGUGUUUGAGCGUGGUAGUUUGCCCCUUCCCAACAUCAUGAUUGCAGGGAUCAGUCUCGGAUUCACCGCAUGUUUGGCUUGGAUCACCAAACGACGCUUGCACAAGAAGCGCAUGCAAUAUGAUUACAUCGAUGGCGGUGAUGAUGGAUUUGUCUUAUUAAGAAAUGAUGUCUCAUUUAGUAGAUUUAGUUUUAUUGCUACAGACGUAAUUCCUUAUUGUAUCAUUGGUGUAGGAGCAUUCAGUUACAAACGAAUAAAGAUGUGA
Molecule: messenger RNA, 660 nt
Organism: Mucor velutinosus
Lineage: Eukaryota; Fungi; Mucoromycota; Mucoromycetes; Mucorales; Mucoraceae
Exons: 1
Coding region: 1-660 (219 amino acids)
Source: RefSeq, a predicted model, not a curated record